CGUUGCGGGCGGAGCGCGGAGCUCGGGGCGGGGAGCGGUGCGGGGCUCGGAGCGCGGAGCGGUCGCUCCCGGCGCGGGGCCGCCAUGGCGUGGCCCUGCAUCACCCGUGCCUGCUGCAUCGCCCGCUUCUGGAACCAGCUGGACAAGGCGGACAUCGCCGUCCCGCUCGUUUUCACCAAGUACUCGGAGGCCACCGAGCACCCCGCCGCGCCCCCGCCGCGCCCCGCGGCGCCCAUCGAGACCCAGCCGGGCGGCGAGGCGGCUGCGGCGGCCGCGGGAGCUGAGCCGGCUCCCGGCGCCGCCCGGCCCGGCCCGGCCCCGCACGCCUCCCCCCCGGCCGACUCGGUGAUGCGGCACGACUACAAGCCUUGGAAGGUGCAGCGGCCGGAGCCGAGCUGCAAGCCCAAGAGCGAGUACCAGCCCUCGGACACUCCCUUCGAGAAGGAGACGCAGUACCAGAAGGAUUUCCGUGCCUGGCCGAUCCCCAAGCGGGGCGACCAUCCCUGGAUCCCCAAACCGGGACCUUCCCCCGUCCUGGCCCUGGACCGCGCUCCCCCGGAGAAGCCGGCUCAGGAGAAGCGGCGGAAGGUGCACAUCGCUCCCGAGAAGAAGGAGGAGCACCCCGAGGCGGAGGAUGAGCAUCCCAAAGCAGCGCGGCCCGGGGAUGGGAGAGACAAGGGUCGGAAGAAGGCGGAGGAGGCGGGCGGGCAGCCGGCGGAGCCGAGCCGAGGCCGGGCGGCUGCCGAUGCUGUCAACAGGCAGAUCAAAGAGGAGGUGGCGGCGGGGGUCAGCUCGUCCUACAGAAACGAGUUCAGACCCUGGAUAGAUGUCAAGCCCGUGAAAGCGAUAAAAGCAAAGCCCCAGUACAAGCCACCAGAGGAGAAAAUGAUCCAUGAAACCAGUUACAGUGCUCAGUUCAAGGGGGAAACCAGUAAGCCUUCUCCAGCUGAUAACAAAUACCUGGAGCGCAGAAGGAUACGCACUCUCUACUGUGAACCCUACAAAGAACCUCCAAAGGUGGAAAAGCCUAGCACAAAGCCUUCCAAACCAAAAAAGACCACAACAAGCCAUAAACCCUUGAAAAAGGCCAAAGACAAGCAGAUUGCAUCUGGCCGGGCUGCCAAGAAAAAGAGCGCCGAGACCUCCAACACUGCAAAGCCAGAAGAUAAGGAGAAAAGUAAAGAGAUGAACAAUAAACUGGCUGAGGCAAAAGAGGUUUAUUUAGAGAUGUGCCAGUGCAGGAGAGAAAGAGACUUUUAAGAAGAUGCUUCUGACAUAGCUUGUACCUCCCAACAUCCAAGGAAUAAGAACCAACAUUGACAUCAGAUGAAGAAGAGGAGCCACACAGGAAGGAGAAAUUCCCUAAUAUAAACAUGAUGAUACGGAUGUGCUCAACUCCAAGAACAGUAUCUUUUCCACAUUUGGAAAAUAUUGUGGUGUUCAGACAUGGGCUUCUGCUCUGCCUUGUUCCAACAGUGUCAUGGUAAGUUUGAUUCAUUUGGGGAAUUGGCACCUUACUUCCAUUUGUCCUUAUUCACCUGAGCUUUCUGGGUUGGGAACAAUUCCACUAAUGCCACUGGGCCUACUUCCAAGCUCAGGGGUGUGUGAUAAGGGGUAACACAGCUCUGAGUACUUCAGGACUGGUGGUCUGUCAUGAGCUCUGAAUUGCUUGUAAAGACUCUUAAUUUCUGUUGCAGGAUACCUUGGGAACAACUCCCUGAUCUUGACUGCCAUGGUGGAGGACAUGUGAGGCAAGAAUAAAACAAAAUCCUACUAGUGGAUUGAAGGCAUCUUUGUGCUUUCUAAAAUGCCAGCUUGCCCUUCAGGGGAAGGAAGUCUGCUCCAUGGAAGCCAACGAAAAGACCAGCCGCCAGAAAAAUGAUGGAUGGUAGUGGCAGAUCUUAGUGAUGUUUGAGAGCCCUGACUGCCUUCAGUGUGUUUCAAUGUGAGAGAUGGGAAGGGGAAAGCAUUUCUGAACCUUCCUUGUUGUCCUCUGCCCACCCCAGCCUAGCCUGUGGCAUGCAACAACCCCAAGUCCCCAAACAGAGCUGGAGACACCGGUGUGUCCUCUCUAGCUCUGAAAGAGGUUGGAGAACGGGGUCACAGCAAGGAGUGAGGAGCACCCUGCAUGGCACAUGGUGGGGGGAAUCUCACCUCACGAUGGGUGGCAGAUGGGUCUGCUCUUGUCAGUUAACAACACCUAUAGGCACUCGAUGGUUCCAGUACCAGAUGGUCAAGGCAGGAAAAUCCAGCCCCUGGCCAUUGGACUGACCUGCUCCUUGGCCUGGUUCAGGAUUUAGUGCCCAACUGAAGACAAGUUCAGCUGUGGCCAUCUUGCUUGGACCCAAUAGAUUUGCCCAGAGAAGCUGUGGCUGCCCCAUCCCUGGAAGUGUUCAAGGCAAGUGUUGUACUGGAGCUGGAGAAACCUGGUCUAGUGGAAGGUGUCCCUGUCCAUGGCAGGGGGGCUGGAACAAGAGGAUCUUCAAGAUCCUUCCCACCCAAAUAAUUCUGUGAUGCUGUGAUUUAUCAGCAGGGACACAACCCCCCAGUGUGCCCUGAAUGUAAUGAAACAGAUAGUGCUUUGGAGCUGCAGGACAGUGAAUGUCUUUGCCCCCCUUGCCCCUGCUCUCUUGCCUCUCCCCAAAGUUCAUUGCUGAUCAGAGAUCUCUCCCUGUUGGCUCCUUCCCUUGCAGUCUGCAAUGCCCUCACCUCCCCAUCUUGACCCCAUUUGCCCACCACACCACCAUUCCUUCUUGCCUUCAGAAGAAUUCUCCCUCCAUCCUCUCUGCCAGCUUUUCUGUGUCUGUCCCACAGCUGCUUCUCCAAUCCUUUGCUUUCUCCCACCUUUCCCCUCCACAUCACCCCAAAUACCCAUCUCCACCAAGGACUCUCUUCCCAUCCUCCCUCAGAUACUGUCUCAUGUCCUGUCUCUCUUGGACUGUAAGCCUUUUUAUUUGUCUGUACUGUGUGAUAUCACUCACUGCUUGAAUAAAUGAUACCUCACCUACCAACUGCCCUUUCUCUCUCUGUCCUUUCUUGGUGUGACUUCACUAGAUGUGUCUGCAAGUGCCUUGUGUGUCUGUCCUGGUGGCCAGUCAAGCAGUCAGUCUUGCUUCUGCAGAUCUGUCUGCUUUUAGGAUGACCCUGUUCAUGCUUUUGUCCUCUGGUACUUUUGUUUCUUUUCUUUUACAGUCACAGGGACAAGCUUUGUUGUCAGUGUAGGAGCCUGGCACAUUCAGAGCUGCAGGAUCUUCUGGCCCUUGCCAUUCUGGUGCAUCUGAUAAAGAGGUUGGCCUUUCUCCAGCUUCCUGCAGAGAUGCCCUGUGCUGCCAGGUGGCUCAACAAAGGCAGCAGCCGAGGAGAGUGAACGAGAAAUCUUGUAGCCCAGAGCAGAAGCAGCUGAUGGUAAAGGAACAACAUUCCCCUGUGAGAGGAAGCAGUGGGCAGAGAUGUGUCAGUGGAAAUCCAAGCAGAUCUAUCUCUCAGGUGAAUCAGCAAAAGCUGGCUUAGCAUGUUUCAGAGAUGGAUGCCCAGGAAGCUUCUUGUGGCUGAGAAGGUGCCCUGGACAUCUGCUUCCUUCAUCCCAGGCGAGGACUAGACCUGUCCUUCUACCUGUGAGUCAAGACCCAAUUGUCACUCAGUCUCAGAUGGCUCCUUGCUGCCUCCUUGUCCCUAUUUAUUGCCUCAAAGUGCUAGUUUGGUUGGUGCUGGCUGCAGCUGUUAGUGUACAUGGAGAUGGUGCUUCUUCCCGGGUGCUCCUUAUAGACACGGAAAGUUGCUGGAGCAGCCUGGUUCCUUUACCCCCACAGUGACCCUCACUGCCUGUGGUGUGACACCAGCCUGCUAGAAAGCAAAGGAGCCUCCUGGUCCUGCUGAGUGAGCUCAGAGCAUGGUCACCAGUCUGGUUUCAUGGGUCUGAGGACCUAAAGAGAGGCAAAACCGAAGCAGAUUGGUGGACAUGGAUGGGAAAGGGAUCAAGCAAUGCUCAGUCCCCUGGGCUUCUUCAGUGCCUGUUCCUGUCCUGUCCUGCUCCAUGCAAGAACAGACAGAAGAGAUAAAGUGUGUGGGGACCUCAAAUCCUCAGUAAGAAGCCUGGAAAUGCCAUCUAGGACAAGCAAGACUUGAAGCUGGGCUGUGCCUGACAUCUCCAGGCUGAAGGAAUUUUGGUGUAGGUGCUGGAAAGAAGCAUUGGGAAAGAGGAUCAAUCCCUUGAUGUAGGUGAUAUCCUGCAUCCUCUCCUAUGUGCCACCAUGACUUCCACCUGCCUUGCUUCCACAGGGCUGCUGCCUCCUCCUGCAAGCUAUAGAUUCCACCAGUAAAAAAACACUGAAAAAAUCUCAGCUGCAGUUUUAGGGUCUGAGUAGUAUUUAGGAUGUGAUUCAUCCAUGCUGCUCAGGUCCUCAUCUCACUUGAAGGUAUGCAGAAGUCUUUUAACAUCUACAUUUCUGCUAGCAGAGCUCUGUGAGAGCUGGCCUAUCUGCUGCUGUGGUUUGAACCCUGAAGGGCUGAGUUCCUUGUUGCUCAUUCCAGACCUACAUCAGGCCAGAUUUCACAACCAGGCACUUUUUUCUUCAGACCUUGCUGGCCCCAAACACACAUGUACAAGUCUCACAUCUUUGCAAGGACAGCAACCCCUCUGCUUGCUGAGGUACAGAACAAGGCUAAAAUUCUGCACUUCCCUGAUACAACUCACAAUGUUACGUCUACUUCUUGAUGUGCCUUUUCCAAAGAAUGCAACUGAGACCAUUUAUAAAGGACCGUGUUAAGACCAUUUUUCAGUACAAACAAAGUUUGCAUUUUUGUUGCUGUUUUGUAAAGACAACAAGCUUCAGUGCACAAAGGGCAUCACAGCAUUCAGAAGACAGAAGUGACUUGUCAUAACCUACUCAUAAACUGGGAAUUGAAUUUGCUCAGAAAUCAAUGAGUUUCUAUCUUUUGAGGAACAUGAACCUGCCAAUGCCCUCCUAGAUAAGGGCACCAACCAAAAGGUGGUUCUUCCACAGACAAGAGCUGUCUCCUCACCUGAAUUCUCUGGGAAACAAAGGACAGAUUUCUCAUGUUUUUUUCUUUAAAACAUUCCUUCAGCACCCAAGUUCUGUGCCUGAGGCUGUUUGCUGUUUCUGUGCCACUGAUUCAGGUAGAGGAUUCCUGCUGCUUCUAGGUCUCUUAAAGGCAACUUUUAAUUUUCUGUGUGCCUAUACUGACUCAUAACAGCUCCCAAAUAGCUAAACUGCUUUAAAUUAAAGUAAUUUUGCAGAAGACAAUACAAGUCACCAGCUCAUUUUGAUAUGAGGCCACCAAAACAUCCAUAUGUGAAUUCAUAGAGGAACAGGGAUGAGAUGUGAGCAUGUCCUCCAUAUCUCUGAGGAACAGGAUAAUAUUGCCGGAGCUGUCAGAGGCAAGUUUAGAUCCCAAGUCACAAAAUCCCAGCUCCAUGUGGUUAUAUCAGGACCAGCAAAGAGGGGAUAGUGCUAUGUGUGCUCAUGGUGGCCCAUGAACACCCCUAGUUAUUUCCAGACACCUUGUGCUCACUCUGGGAAACAAACCCCUGCUGAAUUUCAUACUCUUUCUGCAACUCUCUCAGACAUAACAAGAGGAGAAAUCUGUCACCUCAAAUUCAUCUCUUCUACAUUUCUCACCUUCUCACACAACAAUUUGCCAUCAGCAGUUCUCAUGAGGGCAAAGAUCUUCAAACUCUUUCCUUGCUUGUCUUUGUAGUAAUUUAUAAAUGUUACUGCAUGUGUGUUGGGGAUUGUUAUGUUUCAGGAUCAGGCUUUCCUUUCAACUCUCCUAUUUGCACACUGCCAGCUCACUGUUCCCAAGGCUGGUACCUAGAGCCAGACCUCACUGUGCAGCCCUGCGGGGAACAGCCAUGGUUGUUCUCUGCUGUGCAUGCUCUGUUGUCUCUGAACACCAGUUCUGGGGGAAAAUAACAUAAUUAUCUACCACUCACACUCCCUCCAGUUUAAAACAGGUUUGGACGGACAAUCACACAAUUGUCUAUAUUCAUGCAAACAAAGGAGAAGCCAGAUAGGACACAGUGUCUUUCCCCUCCUCAAUCCUGAAAUCCCUGGCUGAAGGAUGUACACAGUUAUGGGAAAAGAGCCAGUGGAUUAAAAGGAAGAACACACACUGCAGGCAGCAGCUUUCUGACUGUCUCAACAGGGAGGGACCACCCUAGUGCUGCUGAGAUGGAGGAAUUUCCCUGGUGAUUCUAGCAAGGGCUCAGGAAAAUGUUGGUGGAUUGAAAACAGUUCAUGUUGCUUCAGGGAGAGAUGAUUUUUUACUUUCAAAGCUCUCCUCUGAAAUGCAGGGUAUAGCAGCAGGAUCAGGGUUGGAUACCAAGGAGGGGGUGGGAUGGCUCUGGUGUUGGCCCACCUGGAUCAGGUUGAACCUGGAUCAUCAUGUACACACUGGGACAGGACAACCUGAGAUCAUGCCCCAUGGUUCCUGCAUCCUCCUCACUAAAGGAGGUGUGAAGAUGUGCUUGGUACCUGCAAUAGCUACUGAUGGUCUUCAAAGGCACUGCAAGUGCAGGUGCUGUUGGGCACCAUUUCCAGUGGCAAGGAUGUGCAGGCAUCUCCAGCCUUCUCCAGAGACCAGGCAAUGGGUCCUGUCCCAGCAGAUGCCUGUGCAUCAGCAGUAUGGACCUGGCCUACCCUGACAGUGGGGCGUCUUUCCAAAGAGAAGCUGCUCUGCAUUUUCCUUUGAUUUGUGGUGCUGAGCUCACCUCAUUCCCAUAGGAGCUACUGUGCUGAAAGAGCUCAGCAGAUUUCCCACCAACCUCUGCCAACAGCUCCUGGCAGCAAAUGUCUCUUUGUAGGAAGCAAAAAGGGCAAUGUGAGGGUGAGUAUUUGAGAGAGAGGUGUCCUGCCAGGGCUCUUCACAUGGUCCUGCCCCACACAAAAACAGGUUUUCUAAUGUCUGGGUUGGGUUGAUUUCAUAGACCAAGAAAAUGGUAACCAGCCACUCCAUGGUGUCAGCCCCUCCUUCCCUCCUCUAACCUGGAACCACUCCCUGCACAAAAAUCAUGCAGAACUGGGGGACAAAUGGGGAUCUCCACUUGAUGAAACCACCAUGUAAAGCUGCCCAUUUUAAAUCUUAGCAGGUUUCUCGUGCAUCAUCAACUGCUUUCUGAAUCCUCACAGGCCCAUUCCCAUCCAUCCAUGUUUCUCCUCAUCCCGAGAGAUCCUCCUCCUCUUUCCUAAUGAAGACUGGUUUCCUUGUUCCCUACAGGUCUUUCCUUCCCCAUCCCUCCCUCUGUGCUUUCUCAGGACCGAGCCUUCCUUCCAACACAUGUCCAGAGCUUCUACUGGCAGCAUCUACCCUAACUCCAAGGUGCCUUUCUUCUUUUGUGCUGCCAUCCAAGACUAUCCAGGUACAAAGGUGACCCUGCCAGUCAUCCAGUGCCUUGGUGCCACCACCGCCUACUGCUGUCUCCUGGGGGAAUCGAAGAGAAAAGGGGUGCUCUCAAAUUGGGGCUAGGAUAUGUUAGCUGGGCUUACUUUCCUUUGGUUGUUUUUAACAGGUGCUUCCUGAGUCACACAAGAGCUCAGCUCCACUGUGAGAGGGCUUUUACCACCCAUCAUGAGGGAAACAAACUGCUUUUUUGAGAGGCAAUUUUACAGCAAGGUGUUCGUUUGAUGUGUGUUAUGAUCAAUUGGCAAGUAUUUGUUGUAGCUGAUGGUGGACAUGAUCCUGGUCACAGUUAAACCAAGGGCUGGUCAAAAAGUCCAGCCCAAGCCCUCACAUGUUUUGUGGACAUCCAUGAGUUUUGGACCAGUUCCUUGCAGGGAGCAGGACCACUUGCCAGCCAGCCUGAGGACAAACCAAAUGUGUGGUUGCUUGGGGAACACUGCAGAGCCUUGGUCACAGGGCAAAUUCCACAUCAGGGGUGGCAUUUUGUUUUCAUGGGUCGGCUGAUUGCUCUGAUAGCUUUGCAAUGAUGCUCUUUCUUCUGC
Zonotrichia leucophrys gambelii is the source of this 7961-nucleotide messenger RNA. RefSeq names its product microtubule associated protein 6 (gene MAP6). The transcript has 4 exons. Bases 85 to 1260 code for a protein of 391 amino acids. The record is from RefSeq and is a predicted model, not a curated record. Gene Ontology annotation, biological process: dendrite morphogenesis; regulation of microtubule cytoskeleton organization; microtubule cytoskeleton organization. Gene Ontology annotation, cellular component: dendrite; cis-Golgi network; Golgi-associated vesicle. NCBI's taxonomy places the organism in Eukaryota, Metazoa, Chordata, Aves, Passeriformes, Passerellidae. Gene Ontology annotation, molecular function: microtubule binding; calmodulin binding.